Molecule: messenger RNA, 1670 nt
Organism: Aaosphaeria arxii CBS 175.79
Lineage: Eukaryota; Fungi; Ascomycota; Dothideomycetes; Pleosporales
Exons: 1
Coding region: 382-1620 (412 amino acids)
Biological process (GO): protein phosphorylation
Molecular function (GO): protein kinase activity
Source: RefSeq, a predicted model, not a curated record
GUGCCGUAACCGGACAGGAUCUGCAUGUUUGUUGUCAUUACUUUCAGUGACUAAAAGGCCUUUGAGGUCGUUCGUUUAAACGGCACCCGGAAGUCUGGGAUGUGGCUUGAGGGUGGUGGGUAUUGUUCCUGUUUUCCCCCAUAGUUGACACUGCGCCAAAGUAUUAUUAUGUAUGAUGAGGUGCAUGAUGCCGUGCGAAGCGGUGGGUGGACAUUUAAAUAAGGUUUCCAGGAACUCCUUGCUUUUUGUGACAGGUUUGAUGGCUCCUUGAUACUUCUGACUCCUUAACGUUUUUGCUUCCGUGGCACAGUACUAAAAUAUACAUACAUGUCAACGUCAACAUUUCGAGAUCUGAAUCAAAGGAAUUGCUAGUCACGCAUCAUGGGUCGCCUUUUGGAACGUUCAAUCUCUCCCAGCUCCCGGGCUAGGAAAUACAUAGGACUGCGCCCACGGCAAUCGCUGGCAUUCCGAGUCUGCGUCACUCUUUUCAUCGUUGGACUUUUCUAUCAACAACAUCUCUUCCACGCAUGUCGAGAUUCGCUCGCCGCCAAAUACGCAGCGACCGACUUCAACGAAUCAGACCAGGAUUUCCGAAUCCCCUCAUCGCAAGAGCUAGAACUACAAGAAACCCUCCUCGCGAACCGUGACCAGUGGCGUACCCUGGGCGCAGGCUACGAAGGCAAAACAUUCAUCUUCAACAACUCAGUCAUCAAGACCUUCACGCCAGGACGGAGUCCCUUCAGGAACUGCGCGCCUGGCCUCCGCAGCGAGAAAUGGCCCACCGAGAUCCCCGCCUCUCUCAUCUUCGGCGGCACAAACGCACACCCUAACGCAACCUCCUCCUUCCUCCCAGUACAAGCGUACUUCAAAGCCGCAUCCACAGACCCCUCCAUACCAGAAUGGCACCUCGUAACCCCCCUCCUCCCCUCCGGCAACAUCCUCAACCUAGCCAAACGCCUCAAAACCACCAACAUCAACAACCAAGCCGAAAACGAAAAGAUCGCAACAUACCGCACAAUCGACUCCACCUACCGCCCGACCCUGCACUCCCUCCUCGCCUCCCUCUCCACCCUCCACGCAGCAGGCUACUGCCACGACGACGUCAAGCCCUCCAACAUCUUCGUGUCCCCCGCCGCCCCGACGUCCUGGGUGGUAGGCGACCUGGGCAACCUCCGCCACGUGGAGCACGGCUACCACGCGACGCAUCUGUGGCGCGCGAACGGGCAGAUGGCGGAUUGCAGGAUGAACGACUUGUUUAGGGGUGUGGUGACGUAUCUGCGGUUUGUGAGGGCGAGUGCGGCGGAUGGGGGCGCGGCGUUCGAUGAGGCGUUUUGGGGGAGGAGGGAGGAGGGGGUUGGGGGGUUGUAUUGGGGUGCUGUGGGCAUGAGGGAGAGGGGGAAGGUGGGGGUUAAGUCGUUGGUUAGUUUGUCGGAGAGGAUGGUUGGAAGUGCUGGUGAGCAGGAGGGCGAGGGCUUGGAGAGUGGAAUGAUGUCGCCGAGGAGGAGAAUGUUGAAGGGGAGGGUGGAGAGGGCGCUGGAUUUGAAUAAUGGGGAUGGGAGGGCGAAGUGGGCGGGUAUGACGGCGGUGUUUGGUGUAAAGGUCGAGAAGUGUGGGGUUUGAUUUGGGAUCAAGGCUGAGGUGGUGGUUUCUUUUACGAUUUAUGAUAUACC